CAUGCUGUUUGAAAUGAUUGCUACAUUUUUUAUAACCUGUAAGGCAUUGAAAAAGGAUCAUUCUAAACAAUCAAAUGACGAAUUCAUUUAAUUGUAAUUAAACACACAUGCAAAAUGAAAAUCGAAGCCUUAAUAACUGAUGUGAUCAUGAUUGAUCGGAAAAACCAAAAUUCUGUUCCGCCUAUUAUUGUAAAUUUCGUAAGUGGCCAGCCGGAAAAUGAUGGGGCCAAUAACCUGAAGAGUGAUGUAUCCUUUGAUGAAAAAAGUGGAAAAACGGUAUUGUCCUUAUCAGACGGAAAAACUGUAUACAAAGGUAGCAGGCCAAAUUACGAUGGAGAAAAAAUGUGCACAAUGUUAGUUCUUCAUAAUAAAAGGACUGGCACAGUCAAACUUAUUGAGACGGAACAAUGGGACGUUACGCCUGUACUUGAUCAAAUUUUAAAUAUUGAUCCUAAUUCGGAGGUUGAUAAAACUGCGACGUUGAAUACACAGAUUGACUGCAAGCAGGUAAAACGCAGUGCAGAACUUCUUGAAAAAAUGAAAAUCAGUGAUGCAUCCGCCAACGAAAUUCUCGAAAACACUGUUUCAACACCCCCGAUUUACAGCAUGUAUUCUCCCGCAGAAAUAGAAUCCAAACGAUUAAAGGCUCUCGCAUUAAAAAACAAAUCGGCUAGUUCUGGCAAUGUACCAGUUAACAGAACAACAGAAACGAACAAAAAUAUUCGUUCAAAUGAAAAUAAUUUACCUGCAACACCAUCGAAUUCGUGGCCUAUUUCAAAUGCGCAAUGGGGUAAAACUAGCUCAAGAGGUCUCAAACAGCAGCAGCAAGUCCAAAAAAACCUGAACGAGCUGAUAAAGACGAACAAUUUUUAUAGGACAAACGAACAGAAAAUUACUGGCAAUUUUCAUAUGAUCGCGAAUGAUCGAUUUGCGGUAGAUUUGUCAAAGUUUCACACACCCGUUAUCGAUGUGUUCAGGACAAUUCCUAGUAAAUCCUAUGAUUCCCCGAAAAGAAUGUGGAAUUUCCACCUAAAAGACUAUUGGCUCCUCUUUGAAAAAUUAAAACAAAGGUCUGAUAUUAAGGUAACUGGAUUACCAAAGUUCACAAAGGAGACUUUCGAGAAGUUAAUCGACCAAAAGGAUGAAAAUAAAAUCGAUUUAUCUGGAAUUGAUGAAGUUCUGCUCGAAUCUUUGUUGCCUUUUCAACGGGAAGGAAUUCGCUUCGGAGUCUCUAAAAAUGCAAAAUGUAUGAUUGCUGACGAUAUGGGCUUAGGAAAAACGAUUCAAGCUUUAGGCUUAGCACAUUACUAUAAAGAAGACUGGCCACUCUUGAUAGUCACACCGUCUUCGGUCAGAUAUCAAUGGUCCGAAGCAAUCUUCAGAUUUUUACCCUCCGUUCCCGUUCAUCACGUGCGCCAGUUUACUAAAAGUAAAGAUGGUUUUGAAAUGGGAGAAGUGACCAUUGUUUCCUACGAUUUACUAGCUCGUAGUAUAGAUGACUUUGAGAAACAUCAUUUCGGCAUUGUCAUUUUUGAUGAGUCUCAUUUUUUGAAAAGUUCCAAGACUGUAAGAUAUAAAGCCGCACAGCGAAUAGCAGCCGGAGCACGUCAUGUAAUUUUACUCAGCGGAACGCCAGUUUUGUCACGUCCAAUUGAGCUACAUUCACAGAUAAAUUUAAUUAAACCAAAUUUCAUGGGGUAUGCAGAGUACGGAAUACGUUACUGCGCUGGAGUUCAAAGUAAAUUUGGAUGGGAUAUGACCGGUUCGUCGAAUUUACACGAGUUGGAUUUUCUAUUGAAAGCUUUCUGCUUGAUUCGAAGGGUAAAAACUGAUGUUCUGAAUCAACUUCCAGCGAAAGUCAGGCAAGUUGUUGUACUAGAUCCCUACUUGAUCGAAGUUGGCACUAAGGAAAUGGAGGAAUCGGCACUAAAAUUACAAAGAAAGACUCUAACUAGUUCUGAAAGACACAGUGCGUUGUUGCAGUAUUACAGCGAAUCUAGCCACGCUAAGCGAAAAGCGAUUUGUAACUAUGUCACCGAUUUGCUGGAAAAGCGAGAAAAGUUCCUGCUGUUUGCGCAUCAUCAAGUAGUCCUAGAUAGCGUUUGCGAUGUUCUGAAGUCCAAAAAAACGAAGUACAUACGAAUCGAUGGAAGGACGAAUCCUGAACAGAGAAAGUAUUUCGUGGAUUCGUUCCAAGAUGAUAAGGAUAUCAUGGUCGCUGUUUUGUCCAUAACUGCCGCCAACUCUGGAAUUACGCUAACAGCAGCGCGACUCGUCGUUUUCGCAGAACUAACCUGGAAUCCCGGUAUUUUGGUUCAAGCAGAAGACAGAGUUCACCGAAUCGGGCAAGAACGAGGCGUCGUUAUUCAGUACUUGUUGGCAAAAAAUACAGCAGAUGACUAUUUGUGGCCCAAAAUCCAACAUAAAAUAGACAUUCUUAACAAAGUUGGACUGGAGCAAGAUUUUGAAGUCAACACUCAAGAUGUCUCGGCUCAAAAACCGCCGGAAGACAGCGAUCAGAAGAAAAUGGACCCAUUCGUGACUGGGUCCACUCCUUCCAAAUCGAAUGGAACACCGCGGAACGUUCAAUUUUACACGUCGAAACGGCCAAAUGCUUCGCCUCCUUCCUCAUCGCGGAAGAAGCAAAUGAAGCUUGAUCCGUUUGUAUCAUCAGCUACGUUGGAUGUAGACAGUAGUACAAAUGAGAACUCUUUUGACCGAUUUCUUGCUGAAAAUGAAUUUACCGUUGAGUCAUUCGUGCCACAGCCUGAGAUUAAAAGUGAAAACUCUUUCGAUGUAAUAAUCAAAGACGAGGAUUUCGACAGUAUCGACUUCGAUGAAUUUUGAUGAUCGCGAAUAGUACCAUAAUAACAGUAUUUUGAUAGAAAGAUCUGCCUGUACUUAAAGCAGAAUGUUUGUAAAUAUUCUUAUUCAGAUUGUGUUUCAGAUUUGAUGGUCUUAUUUUUCUUUUCUCAGAAUAUUUUGUUCAAAAUUAUUAUGUGCUAUAUUUUUGGGUUCCAAAUCUAAAUGUUUAUUCAGCUAAAUAAGUUCAUUACAAAUUUCUCUAUUCAAAGUUUUGAUGAAUAGUUUUAAGCUUCAUCAAUAAAGUUACGUUUAGGUUUAAUAACUAAA
Messenger RNA from Belonocnema kinseyi, 3132 nucleotides. RefSeq names its product SWI/SNF-related matrix-associated actin-dependent regulator of chromatin subfamily A-like protein 1 (gene Marcal1). NCBI's taxonomy places the organism in Eukaryota, Metazoa, Arthropoda, Insecta, Hymenoptera, Cynipidae. Gene Ontology annotation, cellular component: nuclear replication fork. The record is from RefSeq and is a predicted model, not a curated record. Gene Ontology annotation, biological process: DNA repair; replication fork processing. The transcript is spliced from 13 exons. Gene Ontology annotation, molecular function: ATP-dependent chromatin remodeler activity; ATP binding. The coding region runs from base 115 to 2847 and encodes 910 amino acids.